CCAGUCAGGUUUUGUAGGAGCUUAAAUCAUUGAGGGCAGCCCUUGGUCUGAGUCUGAACCGCUUUGCGCUACUUGCUCUCUCCUCUCUAACUCUCUCUCUCUCACUCUCUGUCUUUCACUGCCUGUCUGCCUCUCUCCCUCUGUCUACAGACUCAGGGUCCCUGAUUUAAAAAGAGCAGGCUCUGCUGAUUCGCAUUUUAGACCUCAAUCUUAGACCCGAGAAGACUGCCUUUUAUUUUUUUGAACUAUACUUAGUUGUCCAUUUUUAUUUACUCUACCAGUUUCUUUGCGUCACAAAACACCCAACACAAACAGCCACAAUGGAGGCCAUCAAGAAGAAGAUGCAGAUGCUGAAGUUGGACAAGGAGAAUGCCAUUGACCGCGCAGAGCAGGCCGAAACAGACAAGAAGGCAGCCGAGGACAAAUGCAAACAGCUGGAAGAAGAGCUGAUUGGAUUGCAGAAGAAACUCAAAGGCACCGAGGAUGAGCUGGACAAAUACUCCGAAGCCUUGAAGGAUGCCCAAGAGAAACUGGAACUGUCAGAGAAGAAGGCCACAGAUGCUGAGGGGGAUGUGGCAGCUCUGAACCGUAGGAUCCAGCUGGUAGAGGAAGAGUUGGACCGGGCCCAGGAGAGGCUGGCCACGGCGCUGCAGAAGCUGGAGGAGGCCGAGAAGGCAGCUGAUGAGAGCGAGAGGGGCAUGAAGGUGAUUGAGAACCGGGCGAUGAAGGAUGAGGAGAAGAUGGAGAUCCAGGAGAUGCAGCUGAAAGAGGCCAAGCACAUUGCCGAGGAGGCAGACCGCAAAUAUGAGGAGGUGGCGCGUAAACUGGUUAUCCUGGAGGGGGAGCUGGAGAGAGCUGAGGAGAGAGCAGAAGUGUCAGAGCUCAAAUGCAGUGAUUUGGAAGAGGAGUUGAAAAAUGUCACCAACAACCUCAAGUCUCUAGAAGCUCAGUCUGAGAAGUACUCAGAAAAAGAGGACAAGUAUGAGGAGGAAAUCAAGGUGCUCACUGACAAACUGAAGGAGGCUGAGACUCGUGCAGAAUUUGCUGAGAGGACAGUGGCCAAACUGGAAAAGUCCAUUGAUGACCUGGAAGAAAAACUGUCAAGUGCCAAAGAGGAAAACUUGGGAAUGCAUCAAGUCCUGGACCAGACACUGCAGGAGCUGAACAGCUUAUAAAAGUUAAAAAAAAAAAAAAUGAAGAGGGAGCAGAAGAAAGUUCUAGCAACAUUCCAUGGAUAUUCAGUUUCAUUCCACAUUUCAGUCUGUAACGUCUUAUUCCCAGGAAAAAGAGGGGAUUCACUCUAUGUCUGUAUUUGCAAUGCUUCUUUUCCAAAGUCACAGCUUUCUCUCUAUUGUGUCUCCACUGAAAUGUAGAGUACAUUCCACCCCCACACACCCAGGUCCUCCUAACAGAUGUUUACAGCAUUGAGUUACCCUAGCGUUUACAAAGCAGCACAUACAGAGACUGGGGAUGAGUUUAGCACUCAUGUUGAGAGUGGGGGACAGCUCUUGGGAAGCAGAAACACUUCAAGCGGCUGGUUGCAAGGUUUAAUUAGGGGGCUCUUCAGCUUGGAAACAUGUUCAACCAAUGGGACCAAAGAAGGACGUUAUUGAAAUAUUGAAAUAGGUUUUUUAUGUUACAUACACCUCUUCGGGACCAAAAAUAAAAUAAUUUAUGCUCCACACAUUUUAGUUUUGUAGAUGUGAGAGGUCUGCCCAUCACUUUCUCUCUAAGGUGUCUGUCAAUCCCACUCACUGGUCAUGAGGGCAACUCUGCAUUUCAAUGUCAAUGGUCUAAAUGAAACAUUCCUGGUGUUUUAUGUAGGGGAAAAUAUAUACGGAACCAAAAAUACAGCACUGGAAUCACAAUCUAGUGAAUAAUGGAUACCAGUUGUAUAUAGUAGAUGGUAGAUCGUCCAGAAUUAAAGCACAUUUACUCCUUCAGAAUUUUACCACUGUUCUGCUGGAGAACUCAGAACCAAAGUAUGCAGUCUGGACUGUUAGACCAGGACAAAAACUUCAUCUACAAUUGUGGUUUUUCUUUUUUGUUUUUAAUAUUCAGGUGAGAAUGCUUCUCUUUAUUGGGCCAUGGAACAAGUGCCUCUCGUUUGUCUCACUGAAUCCUGUAUUAAACUUUUUCACUUUC
Molecule: messenger RNA, 2145 nt
Organism: Anguilla rostrata (American eel)
Lineage: Eukaryota; Metazoa; Chordata; Actinopteri; Anguilliformes; Anguillidae
Gene: tpm4a
Product: tropomyosin 4a
Exons: 9
Coding region: 321-1175 (284 amino acids)
Biological process (GO): actin filament organization; muscle contraction
Cellular component (GO): actin filament
Molecular function (GO): actin filament binding
Source: RefSeq, a predicted model, not a curated record